GGCGGGACUGCAGGUAUUCUUACUCUUCUUUGCAUGGUUUAAUGCAUGAUUCACUGUAUAUGUGCCCACGAGACUUGACUGACUUGCAGCUUCAUUGUUUUGCUGCGAGGGCCCGCCGGCGAUACCGUAUACCCCUUCAGACCAUCAUUCUUGGUGCCGGUGGAAGAACAUCUUGAAUCGAAGGGGAAAAUUUCACCCGUAUCAGACGUUGGAAUCACCAAAUUGCGCCGCUUGAAAUGGCAGGGUAUCUGAAUGAGACCCAGACGCCUUGUCCUUCGCGGCAUUCAGCUUCGAAGCUCAGUCUGGGAAGCGGAUUCGGAAGGAACAGCCCGAUGGGUUUUGAUGACACUGCAUCCAUUGAUUUCACGACCGACAUACGAGCACAGGUCUUGACAGGCGUAAAACCAAGACGAAGGAACCGAACGGCGUCGAAUUUUCAAAUUCUCGAGGAUGCCCGAUGUCCAGCUGUCAUGCACGAAACAGACAAUGGACAAGCUGCAUCCAAACCAGCCCGUCAAACGUCGUUGCUUACCCAGCCUGCGCAGCGUUUUCGUCCAAAAGUCAGGUUUGAUGCCGCUAGUCACCCGUCCAAACCUUCACAAGACCAGAGCAACGUUAGAUCAACUGUGAAGCAGAAUGUCAUCUCCGAUCAGGGGGAGAAUAAUGCGCUCCUUAUGGAAAUAAACGGCAAGAAGCAAAGGAAUUCUCAGAAAGAUGGUUUUACACGCAAUGUGCGCCGUGAUACGGUGUAUAUCCCCUCGGACGAUACCACUGUUGCCAGUGUCUUUAUGGGACUGUUCAGUCCACUCAAGUCCAAUAAAUCCGAUAGCCUCAACUACUGCAUUCCAGACGAUACGCAGAUCCACAGUCUAGAAGCCCGAAUUAUCCAAAAAAGACAGGCAAGGAAAUCUAUGGCAACCUCUCCGAGAAGAGCACCAUUACAACCAAGCACCCGGCAUACGCAGGAAGCGUCCAUCCAGACCGACAUCGCCGGGAAAAACGGGGGAAAGGAGAAUGUUCCACCCGGAUCUGUCACUCUCGAUAUGAAAAGAAAGCUUUACAGGCCAGCGCUCCCGAUCGAUGUGCCACUGGAUAGCGCUCCUAAACCAACCAAUACUACCAAGAUAUUCAGCUCAACCAACAUGCAAAGCUCCAAGCCCCAUAGCUCUCUUAUUGAGCAGGAGGUCUCCAAAGCCAGGGAAAGCAGCAAAUUCAUUCCUAUGCGAGAGCCACUUGGCAGCAAAUCAUCAAAUACAUCAUCUACAAUCAAUAAACUCGGACGAAAAGACAUUAAAUCCUCUCAAGUGAAAUUAACAUUGAGGGAUGGAGAUGCAUUGAAGCCGCAGAGCACACAACCUGCUGGAAAGGCCACUGGAGUCAAGGAAAACGCACCUUUCAAGCCUAUCCUAUCAGAAAUGAAACAGAAAGGCAUAAACAUGAGUUAUCCAUUACUGUUGGAAAAUAUCUCGACCACCGAAAUGUACGAGGAGAAUUGGCUUUCACAUCAGGAAAUUGCCAUUACUCAGAUAGUUAAUGAACUCUUUCAGCACUCUAACGGUGCUGAAGAAAGUUACGACUCUGAAAUCAUUCGGCAAGAGCUUUUUGGGAUUUAUCAGACUGAUGCCUUCAAGCUUCUGCACAAACGACUUCAUGCGUCCUUGCUAUAUGGGUCCCUGGCUGUUCCCAAGGAUCUGUCUUCUCGGGCCAACAGACUGAAGCAGGAUGUGGGCGUGAGACGGAAGUUCUUGGAUCUUUGGAUGGACACUUAUGAUCUUUCAACUCUAAACGCUGCAGCAGAGACUGUGAUCGGUCGAAAGGCUGCUGAUGACAUGGAAUCCUCCAUUCACAACACCAAAUCAGUGGACAGCGUGGAGAGGAAAGCUAGAGAUCAGCGGAAACGUUUGGAGCGGUUUUUGGAUACGUUCCUGCUACGCAAUGACGACCUUGACACGGAAAACGAUGUUUAUAAAGAAGAUGCUAGAUUGGCAUAUUGUCGAACACUUCACCGAAGCAUCAUGACUGUCGUUCUCUUGGACCACGCAAGACUGUCCCCCAGGGCAAAAAUUCCCACUCGCCUUUUCCUCCCCACGUCCUCGUUCAAAUCCUCCAAAUCUGUGCUCAAAGCUUUGUGCCGUUUGCUUCUACCCUCCUGCGGAGAUAUCAUUAAGUCACUUGGACAUUUGGAUUGCCAUGUCUUGUACGAGCAGCAUCAGCUUGAAGAGUAUGAAUAUCGGAUUGACAACCUGGCCGUGGACCUGAGAGAUGGCGUUCGCCUAAGCAGGCUAGUCGAACUGCUGUACGGUAUGACAUAUGAUCCAGCAGCUUCGGUAAACGUCACUCUUCCUUCUGGGAGGGUCCUCCGGCUAUCUGGAGAUGGGAAUCAAUGGUCGUUGUCGCAGCACUUGAAAAUACCUGCCAUCAGUCGUGCAACAAAGAUCUUCAACGUUCAGGUUGCUUUGAGUGCAUUGGCGGCCAUAGGAGGCGGUGCAUCUCAGGCCAUCGUGGCUAACCUUUGCGCGGAGGACAUUGUCAAUGGGUAUCGAGAAAAGACCAUUGCACUCCUCUGGGGACUGUUGAGCCACUGGGGACUUUCUGGGCUCAUCAACUGGGAUGAUCUGAGAAAGGAGAUCGACAGACUAAAACGCAAAGGCAGCUACCCCAUGGAAGAGGAUACGGCUCGAACUAAUGACCGACCAUUCGAAGAAUACAAAUCACUUCUCAAGCAGUGGGCAUCUACUAUAGCCGGGGCAAACGGGACCAAAAUCGACAACUUCACGGCAUCCUUGGCAGAUGGAAAAAUCUACCAGUUCAUCAUCGAUGAAUACGAAGGCUAUAUUAUUGGAGGCUCACAGGGCAAAGAAACGGGCGCGCUUCGAGGACCUACGGCCAAGUCGCUACAUUUGCGGCUUCGUGCUUUAGGUUGCAGCUCACAAUUUGCGUGUCUGGUGUCUCCUUCGAAGUCAGGCCCUGGCCACAUCUUUGACGAGGAAUUUACCGUCGCGUCCCUCGCAUUCCUAUGUUCGCGGCUUCUCCCGGCGUCAAAGCGUGCGCGUGCUGCCACAGUGCUGCAGUCCGCCUGGAGAUCUAUCCUUGCCCGUCGGGAUGCCGACCGACGUGCCGUCGCAAGAGAGGUGGCCAGACAGUGCGCCACGGUGGUGCAGACUCGGGACCGAAUCCUCUGGGCCAAGGAUGUGAUCUUGAGGUGGUGGAGGGAUUGCCGGGUUCGGCGUCGCCGGCUUGCAGCUACGCAACGACAGAGUGUGGGAGGAUCAAGGGGGGGAAGAAGAGUGGGAAGACAGCGCGGCAACUGAUACGGCUGCGAGUACAGAGCUAAUGUUCGGUCGAUGUCCGUAUCAAUGGAUGUUUGUAUGUUAUGAAUAGCCUUCAGCUACGAAUUAUGACAGUAGUUCCAGUAUCGACAUCAGGUCAAAAUGACUAGUUAGUUCUACGGA
Molecule: messenger RNA, 3452 nt
Organism: Penicilliopsis zonata CBS 506.65
Lineage: Eukaryota; Fungi; Ascomycota; Eurotiomycetes; Eurotiales; Aspergillaceae
Exons: 2
Coding region: 237-3311 (1024 amino acids)
Biological process (GO): establishment of meiotic spindle localization; spindle organization; mitotic cell cycle
Cellular component (GO): spindle pole
Molecular function (GO): protein binding
Source: RefSeq, a predicted model, not a curated record